AAUUUCCGAACUCAGAACGAAAGUUGCCGAUGUUGGUUGCGGUAGUGCCUUGCGCCUUGGUGGUUUAACGCCGUGAAUUCUCUGCUAUAACGUCACAGUGAAGUAUGUGCUCCCAAGUGUAGAAAAUGGCUGCGCUCUCCGCUUCCCCGGGACGUAAAUACGGCCUGUGGAUUGGCCUAAUCGUGUUUUUUGUGAAUAUAUUAAACGUGUUGACAAUAACGUGCUAUUGCGAUGGCAAUUGUCCGAACAACGUACAAAAUGGCACGUGCACAUUGAAACCUGGUGGUCAGUGUUUCAGUCAAGUGGAGGAAUUUCUCGAUCCCGAGAGUGAGGAAUAUUUAAUUGAAGAAUCAUUUGGCUGUUUAGCACCGGAGGAAAAUAGUUUUAUGCAAUGUAAAGCAAAUCUAGUGCCACAUUCACGUGGCAAAAGUAUUUAUUGCUGUAAUGAUACGGAUUUUUGUAAUGAGAAAAAAAUACCACAAAUAAUACCGAGAUCAACAAUUGCCCCGGAUCCGAUAGCAAUCGCUUCCGGGGCACCUCUCAUUGUUCUUGCGGUGACAUUAUCAAUUUGCCUGAUGAUAUUUAUAAUGGCAAUGAUUCUCAUUUAUCAGCGUUAUCGUAGGAAAGAAAGGGGACCGUGCUUGGUUUCUAAUCAGGGGACACUCAAGGAUCUUAUUGAGCAGACAAGUGGUUCGGGCUCGGGUCUACCACUUUUGGUGCAACGAACAAUAGCAAAACAAUUGGCACUGUCGCAGUGCGUUGGUAAGGGACGUUAUGGUGAGGUUUGGUUGGCAAGAUGGCGUGGCGAGAAAGUGGCGGUUAAAGUGUUUUUCACAUUGGAGGAGGCGUCGUGGUUUAGGGAGACGGAAAUUUAUCAGACUGUUCUUAUGAGGCACGAUAAUAUUUUGGGUUUUAUUGCGGCUGAUAUUAAGGGUACGGGCUCGUGGACGCAAAUGAUGCUGAUAACGGACUAUCAUGAGAGGGGCUCGUUGCAUGACUAUCUUCAGACAACUGUUCUCGAUCAUACGACAUUGUUGGCUAUUUGCUUGUCAAUUGCGUCGGGAAUUGCGCAUUUGCAUACGGAGAUAUUUGGAACGCGUGGCAAACCGGCUAUUGCUCAUCGUGACAUCAAGACGAGGAAUAUUCUCGUCAAGAGGAAUGGCGAGUGUGUUAUUGCUGAUUUUGGACUCGCUGUGCGAUUUUUGAGCGAAAGUGGAGAGAUUGAUAUUGCGCCAAACACACGAGUUGGUACAAGACGUUACAUGGCGCCGGAAGUAUUGGACGAGUCGUUAAAUACGUCGUCGUUUGAUGCAUUCAAAAUGGCGGAUAUGUAUUCAGUGGGUCUUGUAUUGUGGGAGGCAUGUAGACGAUGUGCCACCGGUGGAAAAGUGUCGACGGCAGAGCCGUACGCACUGCCAUAUCACGACGUUGUUCCCAAUGAUCCCGAUUUCGAUGACAUGAGACUUGCAGUUUGCGUCAAAAGGCUGAGGCCCAUUAUACCCACACGAUGGGAAAAUGAUCCCAUUCUAUUUGCCCUGGGUAAAUUAAUGGCCGAAUGCUGGAAUAAAAAUCCACUUGUACGACUAACUGCUCUUCGAGUGAAAAAAACAAUGUCAAAAUUACACAUCGAUAAUGCCAUAAAAAUUGUUUAAGUGCGCUCAUUUAUUAAUUUUUCCAUUACUUUUUUUUUGCUCUCCUCUCUCAUUCUUCUUUUUUUUCUCCCUUUCACCAUCUCUAUCACUCUCUUUCUCACUCACUCACUCUUUUUCUAUUAUUUAUAUAUAAAUAACAAAUUGUUUUUUGAGAGGAGAAAACAAAAAAAAAAGUGGAAAAAAUUUCUUCUGUAAAUAGUCUCUCCCACUCUUCUAAGUAAAAAAAAAUGUGUAAAUAUUCUCGAUAACAGACUGUUGCCUGAAGACUGAAAAAAAACUGAAAUUUAUAAAUAGAUUAUAAAUAGGUGAGGCAAUUUUGUGUGUGAAUGAUGAUUGCACGCGUUUUAGAUUUUUUUUUGACUUUACUUAAAUAUUAUAAAUUUUAUUUCGCGAGUCGAGUUUACUUUUUUGCCUUCUUUUUUUUUGUUGUUGUAUAUAUAUAUUUUUUUUGUAAUUUUUUUCUCUGGAGGACUCAAUCAAGACCGGCAUAUUAAUUGUUUUCUCUUUAUAUAAUUAUAUAUAUAUAUAUUGUAUUUUUUUUCGCGAAUUACAAUGACGAGCCAGAUUGACUUCGAAAUACCUCAAAUGUAAUUAUUAUUAUUAUAAUAAUUA
Molecule: messenger RNA, 2264 nt
Organism: Leptopilina heterotoma
Lineage: Eukaryota; Metazoa; Arthropoda; Insecta; Hymenoptera; Figitidae
Gene: tkv
Product: bone morphogenetic protein receptor type-1B
Exons: 4
Coding region: 126-1652 (508 amino acids)
Biological process (GO): dorsal/ventral pattern formation; cellular response to growth factor stimulus; BMP signaling pathway
Cellular component (GO): plasma membrane; signaling receptor complex
Molecular function (GO): ATP binding; transforming growth factor beta receptor activity, type I; SMAD binding
Source: RefSeq, a predicted model, not a curated record